Galeopterus variegatus (Sunda flying lemur) is the source of this 748-nucleotide messenger RNA. RefSeq names its product glycophorin-C-like. Gene Ontology annotation, cellular component: cortical cytoskeleton; membrane. Lineage: Eukaryota; Metazoa; Chordata; Mammalia; Dermoptera; Cynocephalidae. The transcript has 3 exons. Bases 189 to 476 code for a protein of 95 amino acids. The record is from RefSeq and is a predicted model, not a curated record.
UAAAUGAAGUCUGCCUAUCUCCGGACCGGAGCCCCUCCCCUCGGCCCGCGCCAGAGGAGUGUGACCCAAGUGCCGCUUCCUCCCACUGCUGAGGGUCAGAAGCCCUCCAGCGCGACCCUCGCCACCGCUCCGUCCCCUCCCCUCGUCCCCUCGGCCUCUGCCUGGCUCGCGCCCAGGACCAGCGGGCGAUGAGCAGCCUCAACGGCACGUCGCCGCCCCCCGGCUCCGAGCUCAGCCCAUUGAUAGCCUUCACCGUGAUGGACAUCGCCAUCAUUGCAGGUGUGGUCGCCGCUGUGGCCAUCGUUCUGGUCAGCCUGAUCUUCGUUGUACUAUGCUACGUGUACCGGCACAAGGGUACAUACCAUACCAACGAGGCCAAGGGCACGGAAUUUGCUGAAAGUGCAGAUGUGGCUCUACAGGGUGACCCUGCCCUCCAGGACGCCGGUGACAGCAGUAGAAAGGAGUAUUUUAUCUGAGGGACAUGAGACCUCACCUCCCUGAGUGCCUCCUCCAAUUCCACAAAGGAAAAUGCACCCCACCACCACUACCGGCAUCACCAGGCAGACCUGCCUCCUCCCAAGAUACACACCUAGAAUACUAGGUGCCUGCUUGGGGAGGAAAAGAGGAGGACCCAAGAUGCAUGAAGCCUCUCCCAGGGACCCAGUGAGGCAGCGGCCACCCACGAGGCCAGCCUUUGUUCUGCCAGGGAGAAAGGAAGAAUGGGCACACGGGUCUCUCUGGGCAGGAU